GGGCGGGGGAAGGAAGGAAGGAAGAGCGGUGCAACACACACCACACCACGCUAUUGAUUUGGGGGAGGCUAAAGGAGGGAAGAAAACAUGUUUGGCUUCCACAAACCCAAGAUGUACCGGAGUUUAGAGGGUUGCUGUAUUUGCAGAGCCAAAUCUUCUAGUUCUCGUUUCACUGACAGCAAGCGUUACGAAAAGGAUUUCCAGAACUGCUUUGGUCUGCAUGAGGCCCGCUCAGGAGAUAUCUGCAAUGCUUGUGUGCUUCUGGUCAAAAGAUGGAAAAAGUUGCCAGCAGGAUCAAAGAAGAAUUGGAAUCAUGUUGUGGAUGCAAGGGCUGGACCAAGCCUGAAAACAACCUUGAAGCCAAAGAAGAUGAAAACUCUUCCUGGCAGCAGGAUGAAGAGCAAUCAAAUAAGCAAAUUGCAAAAGGAGUUGAAGCGACACAACUCAGAUGCCCACAGUACCACUUCCAGUGCCUCUCCAGCCCAGUCACCCUGCUACAGCAACCAGUCUGACGAUGGCUCAGACACUGAGAUGACCCCUGGCUCCAGCCGUACACCUGUCUUCUCCUUUCUAGAUCUGACCUACUGGAAAAGGCAAAAGGUUUGCUGUGGAAUUAUUUACAAGGGUCGCUUUGGAGAAGUCCUUAUAGACACUCAUCUCUUCAAGCCCUGCUGUAGUAACAAGAAGUCUGCCGAUGAGAAGCCUGAGGCACAAGGCCCCCAAUCUCCAACCAUUUCCAACCAGGAAGAAUGGUGACUUCCAGAGUUCAUGGCAGACGGUGUAAAUGGAACCUCGUGCUUUCUCUCUCAAAAUGGCUUGAAAGGGACCUUUUCCUCACUUUGGAAGCCUCCUAUGCUGCCAAAAGACUUGAUUUUUUUUUUCUAAAACUGUUUGAGGAUUACUAUUAUUUUUUACUGCUUCAGUUCCACUAAUUCAAAAACCUGUUCGUAUCUCUCCAGAACAUAACUGUAAAUAAUAUUUAAGAUGCUCUAAAAUAUGUAGUUGAGCUGAA
Molecule: messenger RNA, 1012 nt
Organism: Elgaria multicarinata webbii
Lineage: Eukaryota; Metazoa; Chordata; Lepidosauria; Squamata; Anguidae
Gene: SINHCAF
Product: SIN3-HDAC complex associated factor
Exons: 6
Coding region: 88-756 (222 amino acids)
Biological process (GO): negative regulation of cell migration
Cellular component (GO): Sin3-type complex
Source: RefSeq, a predicted model, not a curated record